AUGAACCCAAACACCCCCUUCGACCCGCAAUCGCUCCUCAAGAAGCCCACCCGCGCCGACCCGUGGGCCCGCAUAGAGACAUGGCGCUACACAGGCCCCUUCACGCGCUGGAACCGCUUCAAGGGCGCCUUCCCCGGGCUCGGCAUCGCGACGGUGGCGUUCGCGGGAUACUGUGCGUAUGAGGCUGUGUUUAUGAAGGAGGAGAAGCAUCAUGGGGAGGGGCACCACUAG
Molecule: messenger RNA, 231 nt
Organism: Morchella importuna
Lineage: Eukaryota; Fungi; Ascomycota; Pezizomycetes; Pezizales; Morchellaceae
Exons: 2
Coding region: 1-231 (76 amino acids)
Biological process (GO): mitochondrial respiratory chain complex I assembly; electron transport chain
Cellular component (GO): mitochondrion
Source: RefSeq, a predicted model, not a curated record